GCGUCGCUGCGUGGAACGCGGUGUAACAAUGCGGCGCUGGCCAAUGGGAGGCGGAGGGUGAAGUGAUACAAGCCGGGUGAUCCUUUGGGUGAAACUACACGGGCGGCACAAGGCGACAUCUCCAUCAUGGCUCAAGCUGAUAUUGCACUCAUCGGGCUGGCUGUAAUGGGCCAAAACCUCAUCCUGAACAUGAACGAUCAUGGCUUUGUGGUUUGUGCCUACAACAGAACGGUUGCCAAAGUGGACAGCUUCCUGCAGAACGAGGCCAAAGGGACCAAGGUGAUCGGUGCCCACUCCCUGGAGGAGAUGGUGAAGACACUGAAGAAGCCUCGCCGCAUCGUGAUGCUGGUGAAGGCCGGCGAGGCUGUCGAUGACUUCAUCCAGAAGCUGAUUCCUCUUUUGGAAAAGGGUGACAUCAUUAUUGACGGUGGGAAUUCCGAAUACAGUGACACCACGCGGAGAUGCAAGGAGCUGAAAGCCAAGGGUUUGCUCUUUGUGGGGAGCGGUGUCAGUGGCGGCGAGGAUGGGGCCAGAUACGGACCGUCCCUGAUGCCGGGAGGACACAAGGAGGCUUGGCCUUACAUCAAGGAUGUCUUCCAGAGUAUUGCUGCCAAGGUUGGCACUGGUGAACCGUGCUGUGACUGGGUGGGAGAUGAGGGAGCGGGCCACUUUGUGAAGAUGGUCCACAACGGCAUUGAGUACGGGGACAUGCAGUUGAUCUGUGAAGCCUACCACCUGAUGAAGGACAUUCUACGCAUGGACCACGAUAAAAUGGCCAAGGUGUUCCUGGAGUGGAACAAGACGGAGCUCGACUCAUUCCUGAUGGAAAUCACAGCCGACAUUCUCAAGUUCAAGGACCCCAGCGGGAAGCACCUGCUGCCGCAGAUCAGAGACUCGGCGGGACAGAAGGGAACGGGGAAGUGGACGGCCGUCUCCGCGCUGGAGUUUGGAAUGCCCGUCACCCUGAUAGGUGAAGCUGUCUUUGCGAGAUGCCUGUCUUCCCUGAAAGAUGAGCGUGUGAUAGCCUGCAAGCAACUGUGUGGACCCAAAGGAUCGAAACUCUCUGGGAGUGAGAAGUCAUUCCUGGAGAAUAUACGCAAGGCUCUCUAUGCUUCAAAGAUCAUCUCCUACACCCAGGGGUUCAUGCUCCUGAGACAAGCGGCUAAAGAGUUUAACUGGUAUUUGAAUUACGGUGGGAUUGCACUGAUGUGGAGAGGUGGCUGCAUCAUCCGGAGUGUCUUUCUAGGAAAGAUUAAAGAUGCAUUCGAUGCAAACCCCGAUCUGCAGAACCUGCUACUUGACGGAUUUUUCAAGAAGGCGAUUCACGAAUGUCAGGAUUCCUGGCGUAAUGUGGUCAGCACUGGGGUGAAGAUGGGGAUUCCAAUGCCCUGCUUCAGUACAGCCCUGUCCUUCUAUGAUGGUUACAGGCAUGGCGUGCUUCCAGCCAACCUUAUACAGGCACAAAGGGAUUACUUUGGCGCUCACACGUAUGAAAUGCAGAACAACCCCGGGACUUUUGUCCACACCAAUUGGACAGGUCACGGUGGAAAUGUGGCGUCAACUGCGUACAAUGCCUAAACCGUCAGCGCUGGCAAAAUACUGGUGAAAUAACAUUCCACGUAGAUAUUUUAAACAUUCUGCACUGGUGUCUGGUUUAGAAUCGCAGAAGAUAAACUUACUGUAAACUCAAAUGAUCAACUAAACUUGAAGCUAACUGAAAUUUUCAUGAAUAAUAAAACUUAUGUUAGUUUUGAGCA
This is a messenger RNA of Leucoraja erinaceus (little skate), 1757 nucleotides long. It is a transcript of the gene pgd, whose product is annotated as phosphogluconate dehydrogenase. The record is from RefSeq and is a predicted model, not a curated record. The transcript has 13 exons. NCBI's taxonomy places the organism in Eukaryota, Metazoa, Chordata, Chondrichthyes, Rajiformes, Rajidae. Gene Ontology annotation, biological process: pentose-phosphate shunt, oxidative branch; pentose-phosphate shunt. Gene Ontology annotation, molecular function: phosphogluconate dehydrogenase (decarboxylating) activity; NADP binding. Gene Ontology annotation, cellular component: cytosol. Bases 127 to 1578 code for a protein of 483 amino acids.